This is a messenger RNA of Paramisgurnus dabryanus, 1996 nucleotides long. RefSeq names its product leukocyte elastase inhibitor-like. The record is from RefSeq and is a predicted model, not a curated record. Gene Ontology annotation, biological process: negative regulation of endopeptidase activity. NCBI's taxonomy places the organism in Eukaryota, Metazoa, Chordata, Actinopteri, Cypriniformes, Cobitidae. Gene Ontology annotation, molecular function: serine-type endopeptidase inhibitor activity.
UGUCAAGGGUCAAUCUGAACCACCAAUGAAGCAUGAGAUUAAGAAAUCCGACAUACCGGUUUGUGUCAAAGGUGACCAGCCAAUAAAGCAUGAGAUUAAGAAAUCCGACAUACCGGUUUGUGUCAAGGGUCAAUCUGAACCACCAAUGAUGCAGCAAACUCCAAAACUCAAGGAACCUGUGAAGAGUCAGUGUCAACCUCCAAAGCUGCAAAAGCCCCUGGAGCCCCUGAUUUCUUCUCACCUAAAGGAGGAUCUCAUUCAUUCCAGCUACAAAAAACUCAUGAGCGAGUUGAACAAACCAGGAGUCCCAUAUAUGUUGAGUCUUGCCAAUCGUCUGUAUGGAGAGAAAUCCUAUCAGUUUAUUGAUAAAUUCAUUAGUGAGACACAGAAAUACUACCAGGCUGGACUGGAGUCUGUGGACUUCAUAAAAAACUCAGAAGCUGCACGCGUCAACAUCAACAACUGGGUGGAGAAAACGACACAAGGGAAGAUCAAAGACUUGCUGGCACAGGGGAUCGUCAAUGAUAUGACUCGUUUGGUUUUGGUGAACGCCAUCUACUUCAAAGGAAACUGGGAGAAAAAAUUCAAAAAGGAAGCCACAGUUGAACAACAGUUUAAAGUGAACAAGAAUGAAACUAAACCAGUGAAGAUGAUGAGUCAGACAUCAAAGUUUCUUGUGGGCUUCAUCCCAGAGGUGAACAGUAAGAUCCUGGAGCUGCCGUAUGUUGGGAAGAAUCUGAGUAUGUUUAUCAUCCUUCCAAAUGAGAUUGAAGACGACACCACUGGACUUCAGCAGCUGGAGAAAACACUGACCUAUGAGAAGCUCAUGGAGUGGACCAAGCGUGAGAUGAUGAGUGUAGAAAAAAUUCAGAUAUCUCUGCCCAAAUUCAAGCUGGAAGAAACCUACAACAUGAAGAAUCUGUUGGUGAAACUGGGAAUGGUGGAUGCUUUUGAGAAGGGGAAGGCAAAUUUUUCAGGCAUGUCCCCCAAUAAUGAUCUGGUGGUGUCUGAGGUGAUUCAUAAAUCCUUUGUUGAAGUCAAUGAAGAAGGAACAGAAGCAGCAGCGGCUACUGGUGUUGUCAUGGGGUUACUAAGCAUGCCUCCAAAUGACUUCAAAGCUGAUCAUCCCUUCCUGUUCCUCAUCCGACACAAUCCCACCAACACCAUUCCGUUUUUUGGACGCUUCUCCUCUCCAUGAGCUCCUCCUGCUUGUUUGACCUUCUCAAGAGUUUCGUUUCUGAAGGUUUUCGCUUGUUUUGAAUGAUUGUACAAUGAAAGUUCUAGACUGGGGUUAUGGUCAUGAGCUGUGUACUGUAUCUCGUAUCUAAUCAAAGGUUUUAGUUUGAAUAUAACCAAAUGUUUGUUUCCCUAUCCUUGCAUAAAAUGCACUUCAUUACAAAAUAAAUUAUACCAGGGAACAAUGCUAUUAAACAACUUUAAGAAUUGAACUAAACAUGCAUGUGACAGAUACUUUACAUGUUGGGCAAGUAUUCAUACUCUAGGUCAGUGGUCUCCAACAUGGUGCCCGUGGGUUUUAUACAUUGUGGUAGCCUUUUCUCACAAAAAGGUUUGAGACCCCUGCUCUAGGUAGAUUCUGUAGUCGUGGUAAAUAAAAAAGAUAAAGCAAUAAAACAAGUGGAAAUGUCUUCUACUCUCCUCUCAGUAUCUCCUCGGCUCUUGCCAUGGUGUCUCUUGGUGCUAAAGAAAACACAAAAGAUCAGAUCUUACAGAUGAUGACACAUAUCUUGAAUGUUUGCACUUUUAUAGCAUUUUCUCUUUGAUUAGGCUAAUAGAUAAACUUUAGUGAAUGAUCGCAUAAUAGAGGGAUAAAGUUUUUGAUGCCAGAAUAUCCUCUUCAUUCUGUGUAUUUUCCUUAUGAGUGGCAUUGUGUGACUUACACAUCAUUUCCAGAGAUUUUUGUAAGAGGGUAUUGGGUUUACAUGCAUAUAUAAUACGUUUGUUUAUGUUGGGUUCAAUAAAUGGUCUUUAUAAUAAA